CGUCCAAAACCUGAAAACUGACAUAGGGUUUUCGGUUUAAUUCAAUUUUGUUUGACAAAAAUUCUGGGUUUUCGUCGAAACAAAAAUGGGCAAAAAGAAAGUCGAAGACGACACCUUUCCAGCGUCCCCCUCCAUCUUCACAACCCUAUUUGGCGGCGUCACUGAAGAAAACGCCGCCGUUUCGUCCUUCUUCUCAGACAACAAUCCCUACAAAAGAAAAAGCCAAGAUUCGCAAUCGGGGGCUGAGCCUGCUGUAAACCCUAAGAACUCCUACUCUUCGGAAUCUAACAUCGCUGAGCUGAAGAAAUCUAAGAAGAUAAAAGAGGAAAAUCCCAAUCUUGAUUUACAUGUUGAAGAAGCCAUUCAGGCCCCUCAAAAAUCUAAUUUGAACGACCGAGAAGUUACAAGCGAAGGGAGUGAAAAGAGGAAGAGAAAGAAGAGGAAGAGAGAUGAGGUGGAGAGAGAAUACGAGGAGAAAAAAUAUGGAGCAAAAGCUGAAGAAGUAGAGAAGGUGGUGGUGGGAGAGAAGAGAAAGAAAGCAGAGAAUGAUGCGGGCGAUAUAUUGGCGACUUCGAAAGAUGAAGGGUUUGAUGAUGAGAAUAAGCUCCUGAGGACUGUUUUUGUUGGGAAUUUACCUUUGAAGGUCAAGAAGAAGCAUCUAUUGAAGGAGUUUAGUAAGUUUGGGGAAAUUGAAUCAAUAAGGAUUCGCUCUGUACCAAUCUUAGAUACUAAAACACCAAGGAAGGGAGCUAUACUGCAAAAGCAAAUCAAUGAAGACGCAGACAGUGUUCAUGCCUACAUUGUUUUCAAGUUAGAGCAAUCUGCUGAGGCUGCUUUGUCCCAUAACAUGGCUGUGGUUGGAGGAAAUCAUGUUCGUGUAGACAGGGCCUGCCCACCACGCAAGAAGUUGAAGGGGGAGAAUGGUCCACUUUAUGAUAACAAGAGGACUGUAUUUGUGGGCAACCUCCCAUUUGAUGUAAAGGAUGAAGAAAUUUAUCAGCUCUUUUGUGGUCUUAACAAUUUGGGAUCCAGUGUUGAAGCUGUCCGAGUUAUUAGACAUCCUCAUAUGAGGGUGGGAAAGGGCAUUGCUUAUGUCUUAUUUAAAACAAGGGAAGUUGCAAAUUUGGUUGUUAAAAAGCGUAACAUAAAGCUUCGGGAUAGGGAGCUAAGGCUUUCUCAUACUGGGCAGAAUUCCACCCCAUCUAAGAGAAAGAAUGUAGCACCUGCUGUUAAUACCCCUUCCAAGAAAUUUGCAAUGGAUUCAAGGAGUCCAGGAAGUGCCAAUCAGUCAAAUUCAAAGUCUACUUUGUCAUACCAGGGUUUGAGGGCUAGCAAAUCUGGCAUACAAAAGAAAGUCCAUUCAGGGAGCAGUAGAUCGGAUAAGAUGAUGAAAACAAAAGUUCAGAAAGGAGAGAAGGCAAAAAUACGGCAGGAGAAAAGACCAGCUGUUGCUCUGAGGAAGGCAAGGGCGAAUGCUUCAAAGGAUGGUCUUGCUCCAAAACAAUUAGGGGCAAAACGCAAGCUGGACAGCCAGACUCCAGAUAGUUCUCAGAGGAAGAAGAAAGCCAAGAGAUUUAGGUAGCGGCAGAUGAAAGAUGUUAUAGUGCACAGGAGUAAGAUAUAGGCAUUAGCUCUGUGCUGAUGGUUUAACAGUGUACCCAAUGAUUUGUAUCAUGGAUAUGGAAGCCUGUAUCAGUAUGUUAACAUAGUUAUCAGUUAUUUGAAAGUGUUAUGACAA
Mangifera indica (mango) is the source of this 1738-nucleotide messenger RNA. RefSeq names its product RNA-binding protein 34-like. Gene Ontology annotation, molecular function: mRNA binding. The transcript is spliced from 6 exons. The record is from RefSeq and is a predicted model, not a curated record. NCBI's taxonomy places the organism in Eukaryota, Viridiplantae, Streptophyta, Magnoliopsida, Sapindales, Anacardiaceae. Gene Ontology annotation, cellular component: cytosol. Bases 86 to 1582 code for a protein of 498 amino acids.